GCAGGGCGGGCAAGACAUUUCUCUGCCUACACUUGGGAGGUGCUGGGUGUCAGAUACUCCACAGGGACUGGCAGGGACAUUCUCCACGUCUGGAUAACAGUAUUUCUUGGAAAACUUUCCCAAGAAGAUCCAAUCUGGAGAAUUGCAGUUAGUGACCAUGAGACACUGAGAUUCUGAAGUGGAUCCGGCCCAGCCCACUCCUGUAAACACUUGGUUCAGGCCCCAGGGAGGAAAGAAGGUGUGUGUGAGAGAGGGGGAGAGGGAGAGACCAUCAUCCUGCAGCAGAGGUUUCAUGAUGGCCGAGCUGAGCACAGUGUCUCUUCCCCUAACAUCGUUUGGAGUGGAAUAUAAUAAGACUGGAUGCCGACUGUUUGAUGCACCACCAGGGACCAUCUACAGCAUUGCUUGGCUCAUCUGCCUGUUCGGGCUGGUGGGGAACGGGAUCGUGCUCUGGUUCCUCAGCUUCCACAUUAAGAGGAACCCCUUCACCGUCUACAUCCUCAACCUGGCCGUCUCUGACACUUUCUUCCUGCUCUGCUCGACUGCUUAUCUCAUAGUUUGUGUGGUGGAAUAUCCAUUUUGUGUGAAUGAUGUUUUUAUUUACGUAUUCUUGCUAUUUAACAUGCUGUCUCUGUUGACGUACAGCACCAGCCUGUACCUCCUGACGGCCAUCAGCACUGAGAGGUGUCUCUCUGUCCUCUACCCCAUCUGGCACCGAUGUCACCGGCCAAAACACUUGUCUGCCAUUGUCUGUGCCCUGCUCUGGGCUCUCUCCAUGCUGUUCUCCUGUCCAGUGGGUGUUUUUUGUAUUGUUCUUCCAGGUGAAAACUGUAUCAUAUCCUUCCUACCCAUGUGUUUUCUGAAUGUCCUGAUAUUCACUCCCAUCAUGGUUCUGUCCAGUUUGACCCUGUUCAUCAAGGUCCGACAUAGCUCACAGCGACGUCAGCCAGAAAAGCUCUAUGCUGUUAUCCUGCUCACCGUCCUCCUCUUCCUCCUCUUCACUGUCCCUCAGAGUGUCCAGAUCUUCCUCUUUUAUCAUCACAUAUUCGAUUCCAGUGAGAUAUUUCACAUGCUGGCCUCUGCAAGCAGCAGCAUCAACCCAUUUAUUUACUUUCUAGUCGGGAGCUAUGGGAAGCAGCGAUUCUGUGGCUCCAUCAAGGUCGCACUCCAGAGGGUUUUUGAAGAGAAGACAGAUUCCAGAGAAGAUGGAGAGACCACCAGUGCAGAGGCAAUGGAGAGGGUCACUUAAGUCCCGACAGCACCCAGCCUGGGAGACCCUGUUCUUAGGAUGGAGAUUUCCCUAGGUCCCAGAAUCAAAGAACUUAGAAUGGGAAAGGACCUGGUAGGUCACUGGCUAAUUCUUCCCCACCCCCACCCAGAGCAGAGUCCUUCCAGUGGAUCCCCGGGGUUAUGUGCAGUUGUAAAGAACAAGAAUGGAUCACAUGGGGCAGUGGCGUAGCCAGGUUCUAACAUCAGGGGAAGCAAACACAAAAAAAGGCACCACCUGCCACCGUAUCAAAUUACUAGUUACACACUUUUAAAAUUUG
This is a messenger RNA of Trachemys scripta elegans, 1547 nucleotides long. Its product is annotated as mas-related G-protein coupled receptor member H-like. Gene Ontology annotation, biological process: G protein-coupled receptor signaling pathway. The transcript is spliced from 2 exons. Bases 293 to 1249 code for a protein of 318 amino acids. Gene Ontology annotation, cellular component: membrane. The record is from RefSeq and is a predicted model, not a curated record. Lineage: Eukaryota; Metazoa; Chordata; Testudines; Emydidae. Gene Ontology annotation, molecular function: G protein-coupled receptor activity.